Messenger RNA from Hevea brasiliensis (rubber tree), 1833 nucleotides. Its product is annotated as trihelix transcription factor GTL1. The record is from RefSeq and is a predicted model, not a curated record. The transcript is spliced from 2 exons. NCBI's taxonomy places the organism in Eukaryota, Viridiplantae, Streptophyta, Magnoliopsida, Malpighiales, Euphorbiaceae. Bases 382 to 1617 code for a protein of 411 amino acids.
AUUUUAAUUCUUUUAUUAGCUCAAUUUAACAUUUCUUUUUUAAAUUAAUUUCAUUUUAAAAAAUAUUUUAAAAUCUUCGGAUCCAUUCAAUUCGGACCCAAUAAGAGGUCCAGAUUUAACCACUCAAUGGCCCGACUUCAGCCCAAUUAGAUCCCAAUAUCUUAUACAUCAUGAUCCAAAGGAUAAUUUCAUAAAUAUGGAGAAACAAGAGGGUAAUAUCGUAAUUUCAUAGAGCCCCAUUUACCCAUUUUACUCCCCCAUUUACUAGCUGCCAUUUCACCUGUAUCUGAAAAAAAACCCUCAAGGCAGCUGUUACCUUUAUCUCCUUCCCUUUUUUUGUUUUUUUAAACAAUAAUAAUAAAAAAUAAAUAAUACCAGGAAAUGGAACUGCUAACCGGCGACCGGCGAGUUCCGAACUCUACUACUGACUUCGCCCAACGCAUAUUUCCUUUCCAGGCAACCGGAAACCUUCUCAUCUCCAAUCCAAUGGCCGUGAUUCACUCUUCAGAUAUCGACGGUCAAAACUUGCCGCCGCAGAAACUCCGUCCUAUCAGGGCAAACGGUAGGUCUCCGUCGAGUUCUCAGGCAAACGAUCUGCCGCUGGUGGAUGGGCUGGACGGGACACUGGAGAAUUUAGGGCUUUUGGCAGAUCAGGUGUGUGGGAUUAGUGGAGAGGAUAGCGAGUAUUUCAAGCCGCCAGUGAAAGCAGAGGCCAGUGAGAUGGUGCUGAAUGGCUUUGGGGUUACUGGUGCUCCGUGUUUGGUAGCGGAAAGUUCGGCGGGAAUUGGGUCGGAUGCGGGUGGAGAGAAUCAGCACCCGAAUGGUGUUAGAGGUUUAUUGGAGGUUGAAUCCAGUUCAUUUUCAGAUGAUGAUUCAUCAGCAGGCAUCAUUAAGGGAUGUGUUAGUCGGAAGAGAAAAAGAAGAACUAGGGAAAAACUUAAGGAUUUUUUGGAAAACUUGGUAUCAAAGGUCAUGGAGAAGCAAGAGCAGAUGCAUAAGCAGUUGAUAGAGACGAUGGAGAGGAUAGAGAGGGAAAGAAUGAUAAGAGAAGAAGCUUGGAAACAGCAGGAGAGAGAGAGGAUGAGAAGGGACGAAGAGCUAAGGGCCCAAGAGAAUGCUCGUAACAUAGCCCUCAUUUCCCUUAUUCAGAAUGUGAUGGGCGAUAAAAUUGAAAUCCCUCAACCUUUAACAGCAAUCACCUCACAUGCAGAGAAACAUGGAGAAAAAGAUGCAAGCAGUAUUUCCAUUCAAAAUGAUUUCAAGUGUGAUCCAAGUAAUAGAAGAUGGCCAGAGGCUGAAGUACAAGCCCUUAUAAUGCUACGAACUGCUUUGGAACAGAAGUUCCGAGCUAUGGGCACCAAAUGCUCUAAUAUUUGGGAUGAGAUAUCUGUUGGAAUGUGCAAUAUGGGCUAUAACCGAACUGCAAAGAAGUGUAAAGAGAAAUGGGAAAACAUCAACAAGUACUUCAGAAAAUCAAUGGAAAGUGGGGGAAAGAAGCGGCACGAAAACAGUAAGACUUGCCCAUAUUUUCAUGAAUUGCACCUUUUGUACAAAAGCGGAUUUGUUAAUCCAGGAAAUGCAAACAUUGAAAAUGAGACCAAUAGUAGUCAGGGGUAAGGGCUAAAAAACCUUACAGGACUGGUUUAAGCACCCGAAAUCUAUAAGAUUGGAUUUUACCUUGAUGUGCUUCUUAGUCAAUUAAGGUAUCUGUAUCAUGUUUGGAUGGAAAUUCCUUGAUUCAUUGGUAUUUGCAUUUUGAUUAUGCAUGGGAAGAGUUCUAUGCCAAUUGUUUGUCAGCCUAACAAGAUGGAUAGAAAGGUUCUCUUUGACAAA